UAAAAACUGUAAUACAAAAAAAUGCUGACUUGAAACCAUGACUAUGAUAAUAAAUUCUAAUCGACUGUACACAGUUUAUUAUAAUAGCUUAGUUACAAUAACAAACGUGAGUUCGUUCUAAAAUAAUAUUGCAAUUAUGUCAAACAUUGAUAACCUAUUAAUCUGUAUAUUAUAUUUAGCAGAUACAGGAAAAUAUAUGUAAGGACGGUGACAUUCGUGUUGGAAUCAAUACCACUUAACGAACACUCUAAAAUGGAGCGUGUGUGCAAUAAACAAUACUGGUGCGAUGUAUGCGAAAAACUGUUCGCUCACAGAAAUAGUCUGACUAAUCACAAGCGGACGCACACGGGAGAGAAGCCAUACCCGUGUGAUGUAUGCGAUAAAUCGUUCAGAAGGAAUACCCACCUGACGGUUCACAAGCGGACGCACACGGGAGAGAAGCCAUAUCCGUGUGACGUAUGCGAUAAAUCGUUCGCUCAGAACGGUGCUUUGACAGUUCACAAACGAACGCACACGGGAGAGAAACCAUACCCGUGUGACGUAUGUGACAGAUGGUUCGUUAAAAGUAGUGACCUGACGGUUCACAAGCGGUCGCACACGGGAGAGAAGCCAUAUCCGUGCGACGUAUGUGACAGAUGGUUCGUUAAAAGUAGUGACCUGACGGUUCACAAGCGGUCGCACACGGGAGAGAAGCCAUAUCCGUGCGACGUAUGCGAUAAAUCGUUCGCUCAGAACAGUGCUUUAACAGUUCACAAACGAACGCACACGGGAGAGAAACCAUACCCGUGUGAUAUUUGUGACAGAUCGUUCAUUAGAAACAGUCACUUGACGGUUCAUAAGCGGACGCACACGGGAGAGAAGCCAUACCCGUGUGACGUAUGUGAUAAAUUGUUCGCUCAGAGCAGUACUUUGACAGUUCACAAACGAACGCACACGGGAGAGAAGCCAUACCCGUGUGACGUAUGUGACAGAUGGUUCGUUAGUAACAGUGAGUUGACAGUUCAUAAGCGGACACACACGAGAGAGAAACCAUACUCGUGUGGCAUAUGCGAUAAAUCCUUUGCUCAGAGCAAUAACUUAACGAAUCACAGGCGAUCACACACAGGAGAGAAGCUAUACCCGUGUACCAUGUGUGAUAAAUCUUUUUCUCAAAGUGGUAAUCUAACAGUACAUCAGAGGACGCACACAGUAGAGAAGCAAUAACCGUGCGGUAAAUGUUAAAAGUCGUUGCUUGUAUUCACAAUCUGACUAGACACCACCGAAUUCACCCGACCGAGAAGCCAGGAAAUACGUAAUAGAACCGCCGUCGAUAUUAAAUGAUAUUAAUGUUUGUUUGUUAUUCUUAUGUAGAAAUGUAUCAAUUAAAAAUUUCGAUUGGUUUUCCAAUUUUUGUUACCUUAAUACUUUUGGUUUUCAUUUGAAAUUUGGUACGCACGUUAUG
Molecule: messenger RNA, 1441 nt
Organism: Acyrthosiphon pisum (pea aphid)
Lineage: Eukaryota; Metazoa; Arthropoda; Insecta; Hemiptera; Aphididae
Product: zinc finger protein 239-like
Exons: 1
Coding region: 253-1203 (316 amino acids)
Biological process (GO): regulation of transcription by RNA polymerase II
Cellular component (GO): nucleus
Molecular function (GO): RNA polymerase II cis-regulatory region sequence-specific DNA binding; DNA-binding transcription activator activity, RNA polymerase II-specific
Source: RefSeq, a predicted model, not a curated record